Cottoperca gobio is the source of this 1915-nucleotide messenger RNA. It is a transcript of the gene bambia, whose product is annotated as BMP and activin membrane-bound inhibitor (Xenopus laevis) homolog a. Bases 486 to 1256 code for a protein of 256 amino acids. The transcript has 3 exons. Gene Ontology annotation, biological process: negative regulation of transforming growth factor beta receptor signaling pathway; positive regulation of canonical Wnt signaling pathway; transforming growth factor beta receptor signaling pathway. Gene Ontology annotation, molecular function: frizzled binding. The record is from RefSeq and is a predicted model, not a curated record. NCBI's taxonomy places the organism in Eukaryota, Metazoa, Chordata, Actinopteri, Perciformes, Bovichtidae.
UCUUGUGUGUCCGGAGUCUGCGUGCAGUCUUUGGUACAGCGGAGUUGUCCGUCUUUUUCUAACAUUUCUACCGUACAGGAAUACAAAAGUGAUGCUUCGCUGUGACCGGCCGCAUACAGAGGCAGAGGAGUACCAGCGGUGACAACUUUAUAUACCAUUUAACUCACUUCCCCGGAGUAUAUUUCUCUUUUUUUUCCUUUCGCCUUUGAAGAAGAAGAAGACGUUGUGUUUUACGUCCUCCAAUAAUGUCGGACCGCUUUUAAAAACACAAACUUUUCUGUCUCAAUGCGGGAGAGGAAACCUGUCGGAGUGUUUUUUGCUACUUUUGUACCAGUAAGGAUUUUGAGCUGUCGUGUUUCAAUACAGGAAUGACUGAUUUUUCGCCGUAGCUCCAUGUAAAUCUUUUUGUCGUCCAGCUCUUCGCUCAGCGGACUCUGCCGCUGCUACUGGAUAUACGAGGACUUUUGCGCAGUAAUUUGGUGUAAAUGGAUCGCCAGUGCAGUUUCAUUUCCAUUUGGCUACAACUGGAACUCUGUGCCAUGGCUGUUCUUCUUACUAAAGGAGAAAUAAGGUGUUAUUGUGACGCGCCGCACUGCGUGGCCACCGGAUACAUGUGCAAGUCAGAACUGAACGCCUGCUUCACCAAGGUCCUGGACCCGCUCAAUGUAAACUCUCCCCUCACCCAUGGGUGUUUAGACCCCAUCGUCAACGCAGCGGACACAUGCAGCUCCAGGGCUGCGGACGUUCUGAGCGGGGCCUCGGUGCUGGAGUGUUGCCACGACGACAUGUGCAACUACAGAGGCCUACACGACCUGGCGCACACCAGGGACUCGACAGAUCAUAGCCGGUACCAGCCGGACAGCAACAACAGGAACCUGGUGACCCGGGUUCAGGAGCUGGCCUCGGCCAAAGAGGUGUGGUUCCGGGCGGCGGUAAUCGCCGUCCCCAUCGCCGGCGGCCUCAUCCUGGUGCUGCUCAUCAUGCUGGCGUUGCGAAUGCUGCGCAGCGAGAAUAAGCGGCUGCAGGAUCAGCGGCAACAGAUGCUGUCGCGGCUCCACUACAGCUUCCACGGCCACCACACCAAGAAGGGCCACGUGGCAAAGCUGGACCUGGAGUGCAUGGUGCCCGUCACGGGCCACGAGAACUGCUGCCUGACCUGCGACAAGAUGAGGCAGGCCGACCUAGGCAACGACAAGAUCCUGUCUCUGGUACACUGGGGGAUGUACAGCGGACACGGAAAGCUGGAGUUUGUAUGAUUCCUGUUUGGGAACUAUGAGACUCAAACGUUGGCUUUUGCUUUUUUUCUCUAAAAAGACAUUCCCAUAUUUUUCGUCCAUUGGACUGUCGGGUUUGUGUUUUCAGUUCUUUUUUUAACCAGUGGCGAAAAAAUACGAGACUGAUCUCAUGCCGUGUGGUUUUUGCUAGAGGAGCACUUUACUUGAAAAUGAAAGGCAAAGCAACAAGGAACUGUAUUUAAAAACUUGAGAGGGCAGAACUGAGGUGGAGUGAGAGCUCUGUCACUGCUCCUGAGGAUCCUGGACUUUUACACUGAGCGCUGAAGGAUUCCAAAUCUGUCUUAUUUGCACAUUUGUAAAAAAACAAAAACAAAAAAAACGGAAAAAAAAAACAAGAAAGUUGUCGUUGCUUAACACCAGGGUACAAAAAGAUAACUUGUUUUGAGGAGUAAAGAAAUUCAGUGUUUGACUGUAGGUGCGCACACUCCUGUGUACGUUUUCAUGAUUCAAGCUUAUUGUAAAGAUUUUAAAUAUAUAUAUAUAUAUAUAUUUUUGUCUGAUAAAACUGACCGGUGUGUGUCUUGUUCUGGGUGAAUGUCCAACAUCUCUCUCUGUGAUCAGACUAUAAGCUUGAUUGUGAGUGUGAAAGAAAAACUUCCAUUAAAAUGACUUUUUAUUUA